UGAACAGAAUUGGAUUUUGGAAUUAUGAGAAUUAUUUGCAUUUUGUUUGAAAUAUUAAUAAUGUAGAAUGUAGAUACAGAAAGAUAAUAUAUACCAAGAAAUAAUAAAAAGUUAAAUAUCACGCAAUAGUAUUAAACGUUUAUCAGUUUGGUUUCGUACAAUUAUCGAGAUAAUUAAAAUGUAUUGAUUAGUUGAAAAUAGUGGUAAAUUUAAUAUAAUAUUUGAAUAUUUUUCAAAUUUAAAAAUCCAAUACCACACUUGAAUAUCGGUACUAUAUACUCUCUUUUCUAAGAUGAAAACCGCACAGGAGUUUAUACAGAAUUCUUUUUCUCCAAUCAUUGCAACAUUAUGCAGCGCAAAAGUUGAAAAUGUUGUUGGCAAAAAUAACUUAACCCUUUCAGAGUUAUUACAACCGUUUACCACUGUGGAUUGGGAAGGACAUAUUCGUGAACCAGGAGGAGGAGUAUGUGCUGUAAAAAAUUUUGAUUUGGUAAUAAGAGAUGUAAAUUGGAAACCUCUUCCACCAACUGAGGCAAGAAGACAACUCAACAAUGCAGUGUUACACAAUUACGAUGAAAAAGCUGUGCCAGUUAAAAUAGAAGGACACACUAUUGACAUACCUCAAGCCACACCCUGGUUUGAUGCUUGGCGAGAGACAUACCUUGAAGUUCAGUUUCCUUCAGACCAUGAAUUCACUAAACAUUUCCUGGCUUGUAUUAUUGUUGCAACUACAUUGGAUGAUAACAUAAUUGAUAUGUAUAAUGACUUGAAUCAACAGUUUGUGCAACUACAAAAUGUAGCUCCACCUAAAUUACCUAAAUGGUUUAACAAUGCUGUUUUGAAAUCUUAUCUUCUUAUACAUGAUGUAUCAACUGUUCCCCAGGAAAGAGCAGACAAGGCAUUUGAAACUUUAAAAGUGACUUUUGGUGCUUCAAACUGUUUUAUGUUAUCAAUAAAUUCUAAAUCUAGUGCUGAUCCCAAACUACCAAAUGAUUUUUGGGCCAAAUACUUGAGAAGAUCCCGGGAAUUAUCUAGUGAAUCACCUUCUCAAGUCCAGAUGUUUGACUCACAAACUACAUUCACACAAGUAACUACUCCAGAUGAGAAACCUACAGCUGCAACAUCUACAAAUCCUGAAGGAGUACAUCCUCUAACUACUACUGAAUCAGAUGUGUAUGAUAAUGCUAACAGCUUGGAGCCAUACUCGUUUUCUGGCAGUUCAGAAAGUGUUAAUGUUGCUGGCAAAACUCUAGACACUUCGGAAAUCCACGGAGCUGCAUUAAAUGUUAACGACAUCGAUGCAAUAAAAAGUUUCUUGCUUGAGUAUGUUUCAAAAGUUUUGGUGCCUCAUUUAGAAAAACAAAUCGCACAACUAAGUGAAGUUGUUGCAAAUAAAAAAGGUGUGAGUAGAUCUCUGCUAUCAGCUACAAAGCGAUGGUUCACUACUGGAAAAACUGGAGCUUCAACAGUUAACAAUACAGUUAUAUACUCUACGGAUUGUGCGGAACUACAGUUGCGGCGGCUAGGUGACCUGUGGUUUCUGUGCGGGCAAUGGCAGCGCGCGUUCGACGCGUACCACACCGCCAAGCGGGAGUUCUACGCCGACAGCGCGUGGCUCUGCUACGCCGGCGCGCUGGAGAUGGCUGCGCUCAGCGCUUUCAUGGCCGGAGAGGCCAAUAGAAAGACAUUCGGCUACAUGGAAGAGAGUAUUGUCACUUACCUCAAUACCUGUAGAAUGAUACAAUAUGCAGUGAGAGCCACUCUGCUGUCCGUCCCGUGUCUAAUCAGCUCCGGGCUGUACGGAGAAGCGGCCAAGCAACUCAUCCGCAUGACCUCUGAAGACAGCGAUUUGCGGAGUGCGAUGCUUCUCGAGCAGGCGGCUUUAUGCUUCUUAAAAGGGCCGAGCACUAAGAUCAUGUCGAGGAAGUACGCCUUCCACAUGGUGCUCGCAGGGCACAGGUUCUCUAAAGCUGGGCAGAAGAAACACGCGUAUAGAUGCUACAAACAAGCUUACCAGGUGUACUACGGUAGCGGCUGGCGGCUGUCGACGGACCACGUGCAGUUCGCGCUGGGGCGGCUGGCGGGCGCGCUGCGGCUGCCGCACGCUGCCGCGUCGUGGCUGGCCGCGCCGCUCGCGCCCAACUCGCCGCAGCCCGCCGCGCAGCAGGACGCCUUCCUGCGGGAGUUCAUGCUCGCACACCAGCAAUGGGUAGAGUCAUCGGAUGAGUACAAGGAACAACUGCCGGUGUUGCCGGUGCCUCUACUGUCGAGCGAAGAGACGGCGGUGCUGUGCGUGGGGCCCGCACCGCUGUCGUCCCCGGGACGCACGCCCGCUACGUCUUUGUCUCUGCCGCCGCAAGCGGACACGAGCGCGGACGACCCCUAUUGGCACAAACUGGAGGAGACCCUACUCCAGGUCGCACAGGGCAGUGUGCCGAUGAUAUUUAAACCGAGUAUAGAUUUGUAUACGCAAAAAACUGAUAGCCAGCCGAUAGUUCCGAAAGGAGAACCUAUACAAAUUUCCAUCACUUUAUAUAAUCCAUUAAAGGUUUCAUUACUUCUAAAAGAAAUAGAACUACUAUGGCAGUUCACUCCCGACGUGGAGGAAUCGGAAACAACUAAUGAAGAAGUCUUAAAUAACGAAACCAUGUUAGCUACAGGCCAAGUUAUUGAGAGCAAUGUGAUACAUGGUCAGAAGAUCAAGUCCUUUCUAUUAGACGGAGAUUGCAAAAAAACAUUGAAUUUUACUGUGAUACCUUUAAAGAUUGGCCAACUAGUUAUACAAGGGUUAGCCUUUAGAUUGAUAAAUGUUGGAGAAGAUAAACAGAAUGAAAACGGCGUGAAAGUUUUAGGGAAAUUAAAUUUACUAGGUAAUACCAACUUUUCGGACAAACUUCUUCAAAUAAAAGUUAUCCCUCAAUCGCCGUGCUUACAGAUGACACUGUCAGAAACUGGCGCCGAUGUCAUAAGUGGUGAAAUACUGACCGUGGACGUGGAGUUCCGGAACGUGGGCCCCGUGCCUCUGAGCAACCUGUACGUGGCCGUGUCGCACCCGGAGUGCAUGAGCGUGGUGAGCGCUGACGACGCUGCCGAUGAUUUCAAGGCCUUGUACGACGACAAGUACCGCCCACCGCCUGAUUUUUCGGACGAGCGCACAGCCCGAGCGGAGGCGCGCGCGCGGGCUGCGGCGCGGCGUGUGGCGCUGGUGGCGGCGGCGGGGGCGGCGGCGGGCACGGCGCGCGCGACGCUGUUGCUGCGCCCUACGGCGCGCGCGCCGCGUCUCUACCUGCUGGCCUAUUACGAGACCGGCCAGGGCGCGCGCGCGCACCGCCUGCUGAGACACGUCUUCCGCUUCAACCCCACUGAGACUGUUGAGAUUUUGGCCACGCCGCGAAGAGGAUUAGGACUUUCCGGCGAUCGCGUCUCAGAAAAUAUGAAUCUAACAGUUGAAAUCAAAAACAUAUGCAAUGAGAAACAGGACAACAUAACUAUCGAAGUGCUGGAAGCUACACUGCUAAGUAGGCAGUGGAAAUUAACGAACCUUACAACCUCAGUUGACUCCGCAAACAGUUUGAUAUCUCGAGAGAGAGCUCACCUCAUACUAAAAAGCGCGAGAUUUAUUGAAGAAAUACCUGAAGGCCAGGUGGAAUACUCCUGUCUCAAAAUCGCCAAACAUCAACCCGAAUGUACGGACGACAUCAACAAACCACCAUAUUCAAAGUUCGUUACAGACGACGCGCCUUCAUUAUUCGAUUUUAUAGAUACAGAAAACAAUAAAGAUAUAGAUGGAUUGAUACGAUCCAUGUUUGUAUUGAGAUGGAAGGCGUAUAACAAAAAGAGUGGACGCACAACUGUUGGACAACAUUGUCUAUGGUUGCAAUGUUUUGGCAAAUCGCUUACACAUAGACAAAAAGUUAUAGAUGUACCCAAUGUAUUACCACUCGAUAUCGAUACUCGUACAGACUCGAAGGAAAAAACUGAAAAUAAUAAUGUGGUCGUCUUCAAAUUAGAACACUCCAAUUAUAUAGACCACGAUUUUAAAGUAAACAGAUUGUGCAUGAUACCAGUGGUGAUCAACAUUGUCAACUGCUACGGAGUGCCUGUGAAGGUUUUUAUAGACAUGUCGAGACGACAAAAUAGAGACAAUUAUGGGGAACUUGGCUGGGCUGGUGCUUUAAGCAAUGGAUUAGACGUAGACUCGAAGGAUUUGGGCGUGAACGUUACUCUAAAUAAGUUUGAAACCCGUUGCUUACAGGUGCGAGCAUUGUGCGCGUCGCCGGGCACUUACUUGGUGGGGUCCGCGUUUUCCGUGAACACGCUGGUGGGCGCGGACACUCGCGCCACCACCCGCUUCCCCAACAGCGCCUCGCUUCUCGUCGUCAAACAAACUGCUUGAUUGUAUACUCGACGUAUUAUGUACAUACUCGUAUUUUAAUGCUUGAUAAAUUUAAUAUAUUAUGUAAUACAAGUCAUGUUUAAAAUAAAAUUAUUAUUAUUAUACAAAUACAAA
Messenger RNA from Bicyclus anynana (squinting bush brown), 4510 nucleotides. RefSeq names its product trafficking protein particle complex subunit 8 (gene l(3)76BDm). The record is from RefSeq and is a predicted model, not a curated record. Bases 293 to 4396 code for a protein of 1367 amino acids. NCBI's taxonomy places the organism in Eukaryota, Metazoa, Arthropoda, Insecta, Lepidoptera, Nymphalidae. The transcript has 19 exons. Gene Ontology annotation, cellular component: cytoplasmic vesicle; TRAPPIII protein complex; phagophore assembly site. Gene Ontology annotation, biological process: protein localization to phagophore assembly site; endoplasmic reticulum to Golgi vesicle-mediated transport.